Messenger RNA from Cajanus cajan (pigeon pea), 2079 nucleotides. Its product is annotated as putative inactive receptor kinase At2g26730. Lineage: Eukaryota; Viridiplantae; Streptophyta; Magnoliopsida; Fabales; Fabaceae. Gene Ontology annotation, molecular function: ATP binding; protein binding; protein kinase activity. Gene Ontology annotation, biological process: protein phosphorylation. The record is from RefSeq and is a predicted model, not a curated record.
UGGUUAUCUCACAUUGCAUCAAACCCCAUAUUCUUGCCGAAAUGGAAAGAAAUUCUAUAUGGGUAGCAUUUGCCACAUCCCUUGUGCUCCUAAACAUGACCAAUUGUGUGGAGUAUGAGGUCAAGAAAACAUUGAUACAAUUUCUGGCACAAGUCUCUGGUAAUGAUGGCCAACAGAACUCCACUUUGAUUUGGAAACAAGACUCUGAUCCCUGCAAGGACCACUGGCAAGGUGUGUAUUGUGAUCCUCAAAGCAUGUCCAUAAAGAGGUUGAUACUUGAUAGGUUCAAUUUGUCUGGAACACUUGAUGCUGCUAUGCUUUGCAACUUCCAGCCCCUGGCUGCAUCUCUCACUUUUCUUAGCCUUGAUGGCAACAAAAUUAGUGGGGUGAUAGCAUCUGAGAUUGGAAAUUGCAAACAACUCACUCGCCUACACCUAAGUGGAAACCAUCUUUCUGGAAACCUUCCUAGUUCACUAGCCAUGCUAAACAACUUGAAGAGACUAGACAUUUCGAGCAACGAGUUUUCGGGUCCCCUGCCAAACUUGUCCAGAAUCUCAGGGCUGAACAUGUUCCUUGCACAAAAUAAUCACCUUAGCGGAGCCAUACCCGCCUUUAAUUUCUACAAUUUUGACCUAUUCAAUGUCUCCUUUAACGAUUUCAGUGGCCACAUUCCAAACGUGCAUGGCUAUUUCUCUUCUGAUAGCUUCCUUGGUAAUCCUGAACUAUGUGGAGAUCCACUUCCAAAAAAAUGUUCUGAUCAGCCUAUGCCUCUUAGUGCAUCAGAAGAAUCAAAGGGUCCUUCUAGAGAGCAGAUUCUUAUGUAUUCAGGCUAUGCUGCAUUGGGUGUUGUCAUUCUCCUUUUUGUAGUAUUAAAGUUGUGUAGAAGAAAGAAGGGAGAGAAUAAAAUUGAAGCAUUGAAUGGGAUGGUGGUGGUUGCUGAUGGUGGUGUUGAAAAGAGCAGCAAUGUUUCAAAUCAAUACAAAGAUGGGGUAAGCAGGUCUGAGUUUUCGGCUACUUCAGAAAGUGGAACGGUUUCACAAUCACUCGUAGUUCUUUCACGGCCUGCGACACAUGAGGAAAGAAUGUUUGAAGCAUUGAAAUUGGAGGACUUGUUGAGGGCCCCUGCCGAAUUGAUUGGAAGAGGAAAGAAUGGAAGUCUUUAUAAGGUAAUGCUUGACAAUGGGAUAAUGGUGGUUGUGAAAAGGAUCAAGGAUUGGACUAUUUCAAGUUAUGACUUCAAGCACAGAAUGCAAAUACUGAGUCAAGCAAAGCAUCCUCAUGUACUGUCACCCCUUGCUUUCUAUUGCUCCAAACAAGAAAAGCUUUUGGUCUAUGAAUAUCAGCAGAAUGGAAGUUUAUUCAAGCAUCUACAUGGUACUCCAAAAACCUUUGACUGGACCAGUAGACUUGGGAUUGCAGCUAUAAUUGCCGAUGCAUUAGCUUUCAUGCAUCAAGAGCUAGGCCAUCAUGGUAUUGGUCAUGGUAACCUGAAAUCCUCCAACAUUUUGCUAAACAAGAAUAUGGAGCCAUGUAUAAGUGAAUAUGGUGUUAUGGGCAUGGAUGAUCAAGGAGGUUCACCUUUUGCAAGUCCUAUUUAUGCUGGUGCAUCAGAUAUCUUAAAGGGAGAUGUUUAUGUCUUUGGUGUGAUUCUUCUUGAACUUCUUACUGGCAAAUUAGUGAAGAGCAAUGGAAUUGACUUGACUGAUUGGGUUCAGUCAGUUGUGAGGGAAGAAUGGACAGGUGAAGUCUUUGACAAGUGCCUACUGUCAGAGUAUGCAAGUGAAGAGAGGAUGGUCAAUUUGCUUCAGGUGGCUAUAAGAUGUGUCAAUCGUUCACCAGAGGCUAGGCCAAGCAUGAACCAAGUUGCUCUUAUGAUUAACACUAUCAAAGAGGAUGAAGAAAAAUCCUUGAUUUAUGAAGUGUGAUGUAGACUAUGAUGCAAAAUGUUUAUGCCUAUGAAAGCAUAUAAAUCAAACAAGAAGCUAGUGAACAGUCUCUUUCUCUAAGUGAACUUUUCUUAUCCGUGUCCAAGGCAUUUCAGCCUUCAAAUCAGUUUCUGUAGAAUAUUUGUAUGGUUCU